Folsomia candida is the source of this 2680-nucleotide messenger RNA. RefSeq lists its product as uncharacterized. Bases 1 to 1953 code for a protein of 650 amino acids. The record is from RefSeq and is a predicted model, not a curated record. The transcript is spliced from 2 exons. NCBI's taxonomy places the organism in Eukaryota, Metazoa, Arthropoda, Collembola, Entomobryomorpha, Isotomidae.
AUGUCCAGCCAAACCUGGCCAGAUAGCUACUCCCAGAUUGAAGUAAUAUCCUACAUUUUGAAGAAUUUUGGUCAACCCAAGUUUAUCCUGGUACAUGAUAAAUCCACCACGUCCUCAACUGCAUCAGAGUUUGCAGAGGACAGAAUACUCCAAUUUGCACAGGAUCAAUUUAUCCCAUUUAAAGAACUUCUACCUGAAAUUAACAUCACAAGCGACAUCAUUGACGAAGAAAUAUUCCGCUUAAUAUCAACUUUCUCCAAGUCCAAAUUUAACCCAGCAAUCUAUAGCCACUUACUGCUUUUACCGACAUCCUCACUACGCAAAAGUUCCCCACAACCACACCCCCUCAUCCUCUUUAACUCGGUCACUUUACUGAUUCGAGAUACCCCAAAAUUACCCCCCAUUUUCUCCAACAGCUUUCCCCUCGCAACCUUCCUCCUCAGCUCUGCCGGACCAUACCAAAUCUGUCACUUCUGCAGUCUCCAUAAUUACCACGCAUUCAGAAAAAUUACACCCCACUUCCAAACCUCAUCGUCCCCAUUACACGAAAAUUUCCACCUGGCUCCCAUCUACAUUGGAAAUCUUGGCCAAUUUUCGGGCAAAAUUCCCCCCAGGUUUUUAACCCCACAAAGAAACCGAGUAAACUUGAUAACAUUUCUCGCCGUCAACGUGCAACUUCUCUUCAACCUCACCGUCUACGCUGUGCCCAGCAGUGAAGAUGACAACGGGAUGGAAUCCGUCAUCGUCAUGGUGCUCAAGUCAACCGCGAAUCCUGUCGAAAACUUGUUCAGCUUCGGAGAGAAGAAGGAAAUCACAUUUAUCACGAAGCGUCAACCCCACCCGUUCGACUGGACUUGGAUCAAGGGGCCUUUUGAGCCUCAAGUGUUGAUCCAUUUUGCCCUCGCAUUCGUCAUCAUGUCGAUUUUUAUCUAUUUGAUCGUUACCUUAUUGAACGAUUGCGGUUUACAAAUUAGCAUUUUGCCCUUCACGAUUUCGUCCUCGUUCGAACUCAUUUUAAGGCUGGUGUUGGACCAACACUUGGAAAAGUUACCGUCAUCAAGGACACCAUUUCGGGUCGCAUUUUGCUCCUGGCUUUUGUGCUGUCUCGUGGUCACGGAAACUUAUCGGGGCGAAAUUGUGGGACAUUUCGUCAAACCGCUGUACCUUGAUGGGCCCCUGAACUUCUUAACGUUGGGGCAAAGUGGGAAUUUCUUUGUGAAUGGGUUCAAAAUUGAAAGAAGGAAUACAACGAGUUGGAUUAGCAAUGUCGUUCGUAUCCUUGAGAUGGAAUUUGAAGCCAGAAAUUUGAAAAAAUAUGGACAAAUUUUGGACAAGUUUAAAACUUCGGAAAAUCGUUUUUUGGAAACGCCAUUUGACGCGUAUAAACGUCUCGUGUUCACGGAAGAUGCUUUCAUCGAGGAAACCACGAGAUUGGAAAUGUUUGUGGGGAUGGACAUUGCUAAAAAUAUGUUCCAACUGGGAGAAGAUUCCAUUGCCAGAUAUGCGUACACGAUCGUGAUGAAAAACGUUUUUAGCAGGAAUAUUCUAAGCGUUUUUCAGACUAUGGUUGAUUCAGGCCUAAUUCAGGAGAAGGUGGCGGGUCAAAGAUCACUUUCAAAAUAUAGGUUUAACGCAAUGAUGAAAAAAAUGAUAAAAAAUGAGACCGACGGGGUACGUGAAGAGUUGGAAAUUGGGAAAAGUGAGACACAUGUCCCAUUAACGAUUUAUCAUGUUAAGAACGUUUAUAUCAUUAAGGAUGUGUUUUAUGGCGUUGCGGCUAUAAUCUUGGUCCUGGAAUGUGUAAUGGAUCGGUAUCAUAUGGCGAGUAGUUGUGAUAACUUUAGAUGCAAGUUGCAGGAAUAUAUGUUUGUUCUUUGGGUUUGGAUAAGGCUCAAGUUUAUUUUAUUGUACAUUUAUAUUUUUUCAGAAUUUCCACAAUGGGUCAAGACAUAACUUUAUGUUAACAUAUUUACAUAUGUAGCAAGCAAACUCAAUAGCUAAGACAUUUCAAUGCUCGGGUAAUAUUUUUAGAAAAUAUCUUAUUAUUUUUGGAAAAUUAAGAUCAGCUUGGUUAAACUUGGAGAAAGUCAUUUCAUUCAAGUGCAUUGUACUUACCUAACUUAUGUAUUUAAUUGACAUUUGAAAAAUUUUAAUAAAUAUUACCUAUACACUCUUAGAAAUGUAUCUAACUUAGCGCUGAGUUGCUUGCCUACAUACACUGUACGGGGUAUUGAUAAGUCUACACAGGGUAAAGUGGCCAACCCUUCACCGGGUUUGCCCAAACUUUACUCUGUUUAGCCAACAUUACUUGCGUUUACUCGAGCAAGAGUUGCCAAUGCAUAUCUUACCCAUGGCAGAGUUAUCUGAGUUGGGCGCGAGGUCGGCUGGUAAACCACAAAGCACCUCAUUCCACACUCAACCGCCUUCCGCAUACGCUGCGAGUGUCAUUUUGGCAGUGGAAAUUUAUUUAUUUUCUGACCCCCAUUUAAUUUUAACCACCCCCACUCGAAAAUGGCAACACAAGAAGUGCAAGGACUUCUACAGCAAUUUGGAUUACAAGAAUCGUAAAAAAUUGAGGAUCACCAUAUUACAGAUGACGAAUUACUAGAGCCAUCGAAGGGGGAGAGACGAGGGAUGAAAUUUUAAAAUUGAUAAAUAAUUAAUAAAAUUUUAAAUUGAA